Messenger RNA from Arctia plantaginis, 4584 nucleotides. The record is from the annotation of a GenBank genome assembly. NCBI's taxonomy places the organism in Eukaryota, Metazoa, Arthropoda, Insecta, Lepidoptera, Erebidae.
AUGUUUUGCGCCAUUCCUAAAACUAAAGAUCAUACUCAAAGGCCGAGCGAGUUACGCCAAGCGGUUAAAUCACAGCUCUCACUUUAUCUGAAACGUGAAGAUAAAAAUAAAGCUCCCAUACAUUCUCAGGAGUCGACGGGCAACGUCGGCGUCGUCGGGCGCGUGCCGGCGACCGGAUGCGCCAGCGGCGACAUAAUGUGGCUUCUUGACGAGCCUAAUCAACCUUAUGAAGACUGUGAACAAUUGCUCUGCUUUCGCUAUUACAAUGGCGAAGGUGAGGAGUGCGCGGCGGAAUCUCCGGCUUUACCUACCAAGUUCAAGGUCGACCUCAAAAAACUCCCACAUCGACUAAAGGAAGGCAUGUCUAGGAAGAGAAGCGGAGACCACGUGUCGCCCUUCUCCUACAACAACGAAAGUUUUGAAAUGAAUUCAGAGAAUCCGCCCAGAAUAGAGUUCGUUCCCGGUACCAGUCAUGAUAUCAAACAUCUCAGCGAAAACGUGAAUAAAUGCUCAAUUAGUGCUUUAGAAAGUAACGGGAAGAAUCUCGAAAAAACAAAAUGUGAUCCUAGUAAAUCUCUAGUUAGUAGUUUAAGCCAAGAAUCUCAAACUGAAAAUAGUGAAUCUCGGAGUGCUACAGAUUGCAAACCGACUUCUUCUGGAGUAAAGAAGAAAUACCCUCCACCAGUAGAUACGGGUAGCAGUCAAGCACUCAACGGUGUCAAAAAGAAACAGAAAGCUGUAAAUAGUGGUUUCGAUUCGCCUACUUCACCGGGCACUGAGUAUUAUAAAAUAUGGUCACCAAAGAAUCCAUGCAAGAUAAUGAAAUUCGUAUACGACGUAGAGAGCGCGAAUGUGCCCAGUGAUGCAGAAAAAUCACCGGUGCCACCCCUGCCGCCUAGACAAUCACAUAAACCACUCGAGAGAAUGCACGCAUUGUCUCCACCCCAGGUACCCAGACACAGAAAACCAAAAAAAUUAACAAAACCCGAAGAUUCAUUCACCUUUGAAUUGAUAGACACCGAUGAAAAUUUUUUUACUGACAAUAACAUAACAAACUCGGCUGUUCUUCAAGGUGAAAUAAACGAUUUUAAGCCAGGAGAGUUUUACUCCGGAAAUCAAAUAGCCACAUCUUCAACAGCUGGCUUUUGGAAAGGUGGACAAAAUAUUGCACCAUUGGCAACGCCCGAAACUGACGGUAGUUUAUGUGAAUCUACGAUUUCGAAACUAUCUAGAUUAAACGAGGAAAAAAAAUCUAAAGAUGCAACUGAAAGCUCACCUAGCGCUAGUAGGAAUAAAAUAUUGUUUAUCAAAGAUAUUGGUCCUGAUAACUACAUUACUACGACGUUUGCAAGAAAAGAAAAACCCAAUCCUCCUAUAGACGUGGUUGAUGGCGUUUCUAGAACGCCAAAUCACGCAAAGUCCGAAGAGAAAGCCCAACAUACUUUCUUGAAUGAUAUAAGUAAUCAUUCUGAAUUUGAAAAUGAUAACAGAAAUCAAAUAGAAGAGAAGGAAAUCACAAUAUUAAAAGGACACAAGCCUCUGACUAGACAAAACUCUGGACGUGCAAAUACACCUACGAUGAUGACAGCGUUUUUAAAUUCUUCCCACAUUGAUCCACCCACAAGAGAGACGGAUAACAGCACUAGUUCAAAUGCACCAAGUUCUUGUAACUCCUCCUCGCAUUCAACAUCGCCCGUUGAUGAGUCCAACAAAAUUUUGCCAAGUGUAGGAACUUUAUUGAUGAAUCGCAAGUACUCGUGUGAGUCCUCUACGCCGAAACACUCAAGCCUACCUCGACAUUUACUCAAGAAUCUCGGCUGCGAGGGAACUCCAAAACAUUCUCCGAGUAAGACAAGCACUAGCACCUUGGAAAGUCCUGUAAGGCCUCAUCCACGAGUGCUAACACGAGUGGCAGCUUUAGCAGGAACAGCAGUGCCCCAAUGUCCCCCGACGCCUACUCAUCACGCUAGAAGGCCAAGACCCUUACCCCCACCGGAUUUACAACCCCCUCCUAUUCAAAAUUCAGAAGCUAGAUUACACGAAAACUUUGAAAUGGUGGAAUUCACAAAUGAAUUAAGAACUUCAGAAAUUAGGUCUCCAAAUAUGGAAUUUGCUAAUAGUAAUCACUUUACGAUAGUUCACGCGGGUCCUCCAGAAGAUGUCGUGUUACGGAGACCGAGACCAGAGGAUAACGAUGACAACGACAAUACUGUAGCAUCUCCUACACCUUUGAGGCAUAUGGCGGGUAUCAGACUACCUUCGAUACCAGAAAGGGCUUCAAGACAAAUGGCGUUAACGGGUGAUUUUCCUGCUAAUAUGAUUGGAGGGAUUAUUGAAUGUGAAGAACCUUUACCAGCGGGAUGGGAGGCCCGAAUGGACAGCCACGGACGGGUGUUCUACAUUGACCAUAUUAACAGGACGACGACGUGGCAGCGGCCAGGACUUAAUGGGACAACUCCUAGAUCCCCGGCGCCCGAAGUGCAGAGACGACAAUUAGAUCGAAGGUACCAGUCGAUCCGGCGCACGAUGACGCGCACGCAGCUGUCGGACGAGGAGGGCGGCGCAUGCGCGUCGCCCCCGCCGGCGCAUGCGCACUCGGCCUCCACGUCCUCGACGGCGCCGCCCCACGCGCCGCACCCCGCCGCUGACUUCCUCGCCAGGCCUGACUUCUAUUCCAUAUUGCACAUGAACCAGGAAGCGUCUGCACUUUACAACGGCAACUCUACUCUCAAGCAUAUGAUAUCCAAGAUCCGUCGGGAUACAUCUUCCUUCGAGCGCUAUCAGCACAACCGGGAUCUCGUCGCCCUGGUCAACAUGUUCAGCGAGACGGAUAGAGAUUUGCCGUUGGGAUGGGAUACCAAACUCGACCGGAACGGCAAGCAUUUCUUCGUGGACCACGUGAUGCGUCGCACGACGUUCAUCGACCCGCGGGUGCCGCGCGCGGCGGCGACGGGCCCGUUCUCGCCGCUCUUGGCGCAGCGCCGCCGCCCGCACGCGCACCACGCCCACCACGCGCACCACGAACACCACACGGCGCCGACUCCACCUCCCCGACCACCAAUCACUGCUAUGGAUGUACAGCCUCACAACGCGCAUCAAGAAAUACCUGUUGCUUACAAUGACAAGGUGGUAGCGUUCCUUCGACAGCCAAACAUAAUGUCGAUUCUGCGAGAACGUUGCGGUGGUUGCGGCGGCUCGCUCCGGGAGAAGGUGAACACGGUGCGUGUGGAGGGCGUAGCUGCUCUCAACCGCUACCAGAACGACGUACAGCUCACUUGCUUACUCAGCCUGUUCGAGCAGGAGAUAAUGAGCUAUGUACCGGCAAGUGGUUGCAGCGGUGUCGUGACGCCCACAGCGACGCCAGGUGCAUGUGCAUCCCCGGCCGCAUCACCAGCAGCCGCGCGGUCAACGCGUGCGCCCGCGCCGCAGCGAAGGGACUUCGAAGCCAAGCUCAGAGCCUUUUACCGCAAGCUGGAAAGUAAAGGCUAUGGACAAGGACCUGGAAAGUUAAAACUCCAUAUUCGCCGGGAACACCUACUAGAAGACGCUUUUCGGCGUAUCAUGUCUUGCGGGAAGAAGGAACUCCAAAAAGGCAAACUCUGCGUGCUCUGGGAUGGAGAAGAAGGGUUGGAUUACGGAGGACCAAGUCGCGAGUUCUUCUUUUUACUAUCGAGGGAGCUCUUCAACCCAUACUAUGGACUGUUCGAGUACUCAGCUAAUGAUACGUACACUGUCCACGUUUCGCCCAUGUCCGCUUUCGUGGAUAACCAUCACGAAUGGUUCCGUUUCUCGGGGCGCGUGCUGGGCCUGGCGCUGGUGCACGGCUACCUGCUGGAGGCGUGGUUCACUCGCGCGCUGUACCGCGCGCUGCUGCGCCUGGCGCCCGCGCUCGAGGACGUCGACGCCCUGGACGCGCAGUUCGCUGCCUCGCUAAGGUGGCUGCAGACUGCCCGUUGCGUGUCCUCUCUAGAGCUGACCUUCGCGGUAUCAGAGCGCUUAGCAGACGGGCGAGUGUUGGAGCGUGAACUGAAGCCAGGAGGCCGAGACGUGGCCGUCACGGAACGGAACAAGAAGGAAUACUUAGAGCGAGUUGUGCGGUGGAGGGUUGAGAGGGGCGUAGCUGAACAGACCGAGUGGCUCGUCAGAGGAUUUCAUGAGGUCGUAGAUCCACGUUUGGUGGCGGCGUUUGACGCCCGUGAGCUAGAACUAGUUAUCGCGGGGGCUCCUGAACUAGAUGUCGCAGACUGGAGGAACAACACCGAGUACAGGGGCGGGUACCACGACUCGCAUCCUGUCAUCAUCUGGUUCUGGCAAGCUAUUGACAGGUUUUCGAACGAGCAACGCUUACGGCUGGUGCAGUUCGUGACGGGCACGUCGUCCAUCCCGUACGAGGGGUUCGCGGCCCUGCGAGGCUCGACGGGCCCGCGGCGCUUCUGCGUGGAGCGCUGGGGCCGCGUGGAGUCGCUGCCGCGCGCGCACACGUGCUUCAACCGCCUCGACCUGCCGCCCUACCCCAGCGCCGCCCUGCUGCACGAGAAGCUGCUGCUCGCCGUCGAGGAGACCAACACCUUCGGCAUUGAGUGA